This is a messenger RNA of Pseudoliparis swirei, 7948 nucleotides long. RefSeq names its product mediator of RNA polymerase II transcription subunit 13-like. The coding region runs from base 777 to 7133 and encodes 2118 amino acids. Gene Ontology annotation, molecular function: transcription coregulator activity. Gene Ontology annotation, biological process: regulation of transcription by RNA polymerase II. Gene Ontology annotation, cellular component: mediator complex. NCBI's taxonomy places the organism in Eukaryota, Metazoa, Chordata, Actinopteri, Perciformes, Liparidae. The transcript has 30 exons. The record is from RefSeq and is a predicted model, not a curated record.
AGAAUUCAAUCCAUGAACUGAAAUAAUGGAAAUCUGCAGGACUCAUGGAUCAGGCAGAGAAAAGUAGCCGAUGAGUAGUGUCGCUAAUUAGGCAUUGUAUCUGUUUUAAGGGCAGUUUGACUAUGACGGAGCACUGUGGUGGUUUUAGCGAAAAGGAGGGCGGUGUAGCUAAUUGUUUUAUUUAGCUAGCAAGCUAGCGCCGGAGCUCUGGUAUGUUAGCUUUUGUGCUAGCAGGCUAGGAGAGAUCAGGGGGAGGGGAGAGUUCCUCUGCUUUGAAAUUGUUUCAGAUCAGCUAGCUGGCAUUAGCAUUAGCACACCGGGGACUAACGCUUUCGGGGUGAAGUUUUUUUUUUUAAAGUUUCCGAGCUCUUGUGUUUAUUGCGCAUCUAACUUUUAUGGUGUUUGAUCCGACGUUAGUCCUGUCGGGCUGAUGUUCACGUUGACUAUUUGGUGUUGAGGCAACGUAGCUCGCAAGCUUGCAGCUAACCACAUCAGACAAUACGUCUCAAAUAGGAUUGAUGAAUCGAAUAGCUCAACGCUCACAGUUGACGCUCUCUGGCUGUCUACCGGUAGCUUAGCACGAGUGGCGGCUAGCGCCAGGUAGAAGUUGUCCGGCUGACUAGCUGUAGCUCGCUUGGAGCUAGCAAGUUGGUCAGCGCUUUAACGGGGUAAUUACGACAGAGCGGCGCUCCGCCGGAGACGUAACUACACCAGCUAUUGCCCCCGACGGUGAUUGAGACAAUGGAGUUUAACGUGACGACUACGCAGUGAAAAGGAUGAGUUCGUGCUUUGUACCGAACGGGGCCAGUUUGGAGGACUGCCACUCCAAUCUCUUCUGCCUGGCUGAUUUGACUGGAAUAAAAUGGCGGCGGUUUGUGUGGCAAGGACCCACCUCUUCGCCAAUCCUUUUCCCGGUGACCGAGGAGGACCCUAUCUUGUGUAGCUUCAGCCGAUGCCUGACAGCAGAUGUGCUGAGUGUGUGGAGAAGACACCAAACCCCGGGUCGCAGAGAGCUCUGGCUUUUCUGGUGGGGGGAUGACCCAAGUUUUGCAGAGCUAAUCCAUAAUGAGCUCUCGAGUGAGGAGGAUGGGGAGUGGGAGAGUGGCCUGUCCUACGAGUGUCGAACGCUCCUGUUCAAAGCCAUCCACAACUUAUUGGAGCGGUGUCUCAUGAACCGCGGCUUUGUUCGCAUCGGCAAGUGGUUUGUUAAGCCAUACCAGAAGGAGGAGAAGACCAUUAAUAAAAGCGAGCACCUGUCUUGUGCAUUCACCUUCUUCGUACACGGGGACAGCAAUGUGUGCACAAGUGUGGAGAUCGCUCAACAUCAGCCUCUUCAGCGACUGAACGAGGAAGAUAUCAGCCUCGCCCAGCAGAACUCCAGCCCCUUGCAAGUCAUCCUGAGUCCGUACGGCUUGAAUGGGAGCCUCACCGGUCAGACUUUUAAGAUGUCAGACCACCCGACUCAGAAGCUCAUAGAAGAGUGGAGGCAGUUCUACCCCAUCAGUCCCAAUCCCAAGCAGGUCCCAGAAGACAAAAUGGAGGAUCCGGACUGGGAGGAUGACUCCAUGGCAGCUGUGGAGGUCCUUGUCGCCGGAGUACGGAUGGUUUACCCUUCCUGUCUGGUACUUCUCCCCCUGUCGGACAUCCCUGCUGUGGUCCCGCAGGGCUCAGUCAACACCUCAGGAAGCCUGUGUGGUGCUCCGCAGGGCCAGGCUUCUCACAGGGAUCCUGCCAUGUCCUCCGUCACUCUGACUCCUCCAACGUCACCAGAGGAGGCUCAGACUGAUUAUCAGCCUUCACAGAGGUGGCUCAAGUUGUCUUCUGCAUCGGAUGGCAACAGCUCUAACAACACUCUUCAUGGGGGUAAAAUCCCUCGCAGGCUGGCCAGCCAGAUGGUUGAGUCUGUGUGGCAGGAGUAUAACAUUAACCGUACAGGCAACAAGAGGAAGUUUACUACCUUGACCAAUGGGACCAGUGAGGAGGAGUCGGACAGCACUGGAAUUUGGGAUUUUGUAGAGUGUACCCACAGGCCACAUUGCAACUGCUUACGACAUAAGAAUCAGAAACAGCGGUCCAGCAGCACCUCAGGACACCCGCCUUCAUCAGGCCAGCCUGCCCAGCUGGCCCUGAAACACAAGCUGGGCGAGAAGCUUGAAAAGGGGGACAAGCAGCAGAAGAGGCCGCAGAUGCCUUUUCACCACCGCAAUUAUGUGAGCGAGGAGCAGUCUAUGGAGCCACAGACCCAGAGGCUUUGUUUACGAUCACAGGAGGAGGGCUCAUAUCCCAGCCUGCACCACGUGGACACGGUUCCCUCCAAAGCCCCUACGCUGCACACGCACGGCCCCCCUGCAGACCUCGUCGGUUCGCCGCCUCCCCCUCCACUCAGCCCGCAUCCCUGCGAUCACGUAGAAGGUGACAUGACUCCAAGUGAGAUGAAGAACUCAUCAACGCCCAUUCACCAACAGUUCUACCCGCCUUCAGUGGAGCCCUGUCUGCUGCCACAGAAGGGAACAUCUGAGGAACCUCAGCUGGAGAACAUGCCUAUGCCUCUGCCCUUCCCCCCAGCCUACAGUGAAACCUUAGAACCCACCGUCUUUGUGGGUUCCGCCAUCAACCCCAAUGAAGAUUGCACCCACAACCCUUGGAAGUAUUUCAACCUGCCCAGGAAGAAGGCCUCCAACUUCCUGACUCCCCAGCUACCUGUGGAUAAAAUACGAGAUGAUUCAGGGAGAAGUGCAGGAACAGAAAGCGUCGUCUCUGUCACUGAGUUGAUGUCGGGCUCCACGCAGACCCUAAAGGUGUCCCAGGAGCUGAUCGAGACCUACGCCCAGCGAAGAAACAGCCAUCUUGCCUCAGCCACAGGAGACAGAGAAUACAGUGAUGAGCCAGACCCUUAUGCCUUUGAAGAGGGAGACGAGGAGUUCAGCGUCAAGGACAAAAAGGACAAGCCUGGAGCUGAGCGAGAGGGCAACAAGAAACACAUGGUGGAUGAAGAUACUGCAACAGCAGAUGAUGGUCAGGGCCAACCGGGCAGUAAACCUUCCGCCUCCACCAGCCUCAUCCACGAGAACGACUUGGCUGUGUCCUACAGUGACCUGGAUAAAAUCUUCAAUUCGGAUGAAGAUGAGCUAGCGCCUGGAUCCAAAAGAGCUGGUGUUGGAACAGAGGACAAGUUUGGCUGUAAAGACAAUAAAGCAGCCUCGACGGACCCCCUGUCUUGCAUAAGCUCGGCCGACCUGCAACAGAUGUUUCCCACCCCGCCCUCCCUGGAGCAACAGGGUUAUUCUCCCAUGAACUCCGGGAGUAAAGAUAGUCUGGAAACGGGGACGGGCCUCACCCUUCUGGAUGGCAGCCAGUUUAACAACCACUUCAAGAUGGAGGUGGAGGAGGGAUUCUGUAGCCCGAGGCCAUCCGAAAUAAAGGACUUCUCCUUUGUAUACAAGCCAGAGACGUGUCAGUUGUUAAUCGGCUGUUCCAUGUACGCACCCCUGAAGAUGCUACCCAGCCAGUGUCUGUUGCCUGUCAAACUGCCAGAAGACUGUGUGUACACGCCCAGCUGGACCCUGGGCAAAAUGGAACUAAUACCCUCAGUGACGAACGUCAAUCUCCUCACCAAAGACAGUAACGUCCCCAGUGUGGAGCCGGACUACAGCCAGACCUACACCCCUCAGACCCACACACCCUUCAUGUCCACCAGUGCCCCUCCAAGCAACAGCGGCACAGGCAUCCUGCCCUCCCCGGCCACGCCACGGUUCUCUGUGCCCACGCCACGCACUCCACGGACUCCCCGCGGCCCGUCAAGUGUCCAGGGUUCACUCAAGUAUGACAACUCUGACCUUUACUCCCCUGCCUCCACUGCCUCCACCUGCCGACCUCUCAGCUCCGUUGAGCCGGCCACAGUACCUUCUAUCCCCGAGGCUCACAGUCUCUACGUCACCCUUAUUCUCUCCGAGUCCGUGAUGAACCUCUUCAAGGACUGCAACUUUGACAGUUGCUGCGUCUGCGUCUGCAACAUGAACAUCAGAGGAGCAGAUGUAGGCGUGUACCUCAAGGACAACGGCGAGGCUCAGUAUCCCUGCACUUGUGGCUUCAGCGCAGUCGCCAAUCGACGUUUUGGCCAAUCGGCCGGGCUGUUUCUGGAGGACGAGCUGGACGUUGUGGUGCGAGGCUCAGACGCUAGUCGGGACACGGAGCGGUGUUUCGAAGAGCUGCGAUCUUCCGCAAUGCACAAGCCUGGCAGCCUGAUGGAGAAACCCCCGGAUGAGCUAAUUCUGCUGCUGCAGGACCAGUGCACCAACCCGUUUGCUCCAAUGGCCGGCGUGGAGUACCCUAAGCAAGGCUCGGUCCCCAGCUCCUUUCUGAGGGUGGAAGAGAGAGACUGUUAUAAUGACUGCUACAUGGCCCUGGAGCACGGCAGGCAAUUCAUGGACAAUAUGUCAGGAGGCAAAGUAGAUGAAACGCUAGUGAAAAGCACCUGUCUUCAUCAGUGGCCAAAAUGCAAAUCGGCAGACAUGAACAAGCUAUUCUCUCAGGACGUCCUGCGGGUGUUGUUGUCCCUCCAGCCUGUGCUGCAGGACACCAUUCAGAAGAAAAGGAGUGUGCGCUCUUGGGGCGUUCAGGGGCCGCUCACUUGGCAACAGUUCCACAAGAUGGCUGGGAGGGGAUCAUAUGGUACAGACGAGUCACCUGAGCCUCUUCCCAUCCCCACUUUUUUGGUCGGUUAUGAGUAUGAUUUUGUGGUGCUGUCUCCUUUUGGGUUGCCCUAUUGGGAGAAACUCCUUCUGGAUCCUUUUGGUUCCCAGAGAGAUGUCGGAUAUGUUGUCAUCUGCCCAGAAAAUGAAGCUCUGCUCCGCGGAGCGAAGUCAUUCUUCAAAGAUCUCAGUGCUAUGUAUGAGGCAUGCCAGCUUGGGCAACACAGGCCCAUCUGCAAGAGUCACCCAGAGGGCGUAUUCAAGGUCGGCACCACAGAAGGCAGGAGCAUGACAGAGCAGCCCCUUAGUGACUGGUUCCUUAAGAUGGCUGCCAGAGAUGGAAACAAUGAAGCCUUUAAUAAGCUCAAACUCUUUGCUCAAGUGUGCCGCUAUGAUCUAGCGCCGUACCUGUCGGAACAGUCUCUGGACAGCUCCCUAUUGUCCCAGCGCAGCCCCGUCGUGGCCUCUUCCUCCAACCAGACCUCCAGCUCUUCCAGCACCGCCUCAGGACCCCAGAGCACCAACACUACCAGCUCCAGCACCAGCUCUGCCCAGCCUGCCCAGAUGAACAGCACCCCUCCCUCCUCCACCUCAGGCUCCCAGACAGUCGGGGGAAUGGCUUCAGCCAAGCCGAGCUCUUACUCGCCGUUUGGGAUAGCAGGCGUGCAGGGCAGCACCUCUCAGAAUGGACCCCAGUCAAACCCACAGGGUGCCGGGGGGCUGGCAGAAAAUGGACCCUCUGCCAACCAGCCUCAAGUGCCCACUGAGGCGCCAGAGAGCACAAUGGAGAGGGACAAAGUGGGCAAGCCAACAGACGGAGAAUCCCACGCCGUGUCUUACCCGCCUGCCAUCGUGGUGUACAUCGUCGACCCCUUCAGCUACGAAGACGCCGACAGAGAGGUCCACUCCAGCGCCUACACGCUGGGCCUACUGCGCUGCUACAUGGAGAUGCUCCAGUUCCUGCCACCUCGCAUCAGAAACGCUGUCUCCGUACAGAUUAUCCCCUGCCAGUAUCUGCUGCAGCCAGUGCACAACGGGGAGCGCCAUCUCUACGGCCAGCACCUCAAGUCGCUGGCCUUCUCCGUGUUCACUCAGUGUCGCCGGCCUCUGCCCAACUCCACCAACUUCAAGGCGCUGACAGGUUUUGGUCCCGGUCUUGCCAUCGACAUGGCACUCAGGAACCCAGAGAGACCCGAGUGUCUGCGUCUGUACACGCCGCCUUUCAUUUUGGCUCCUGUGAAAGACAAGCAGACUGAGCUAGGGGAGACGUUCGGCGAGGCCUCCCAGAAGUACAACAUCCUGUUUGUCGGCUACUGUCUGUCCCAUGACCAGCGCUGGUUGCUGGCCUCCUGCACUGACCAACAUGGGGAACUGCUGGAAACCUGCAUUAUUAGUAUUGAUAUACCCAACAGGGCCCGCAGGAAAAAGGGCUCAGCCAGGCGAGUGGGUUUGCAGAAGCUGUGGGAGUGGUGCCUUGGCCUGGUACAGGUGACAUCGCUGCCAUGGCGGGUGGUCAUUGGCCGGCUCGGUAGAAUGGGCCACGGCGAGUUGAGAGACUGGAGUAUUCUGCUGAGCAGAAGGAACUUGCAGUCUCUCAGUAAGCGUCUGAAGGAGACGUGUCGGUUGUGUGGCAUCUCCGCCGCUGACACUCCCAGCAUCCUUAGCGCCUGUCUGGUUGCCAUGGAGCCCCAGGGUUCCUUUGUCAUCAUGCCAGAUUCGGUCUCGACGGGUUCGGUGUUCGGUCGCAGCACCACCCUCAACAUGCAGACGUCGCAGCUGAGCACUCCUCAGGACACAUCCUGCACACACAUUCUGGUGUUCCCCACUUCAGCCAUGGUGCAGGUUAACACCAACACUUCAGAGCCCAUAGACAUCAACUUCAAUCCUAUAAAUCCAGAUGGAUCGGAUGGAAUGGGCAUCUUUGACCUGUUUGACAACGACAUGGUGGAUCCAGACCUCAUCAACAUCUUGCCCAACUCCCCCACAACCUCGCCUGUCCACUCGCCUGGCUCCCACUUCCACCAGGGAGGGGAUGGAGGCAAGGGACAGGGUGCCGAUCGUAUGGAGUCCCAUGAGGAGGCUCUGAACAUCCUGCAGCAGCCGAUGGCUCUGGGCUACUUUGUCUCGACAGCCAAGGCUGGACCACUACCUGACUGGUUCUGGUCCGCCUGUCCUCAAGCCCAGAACCAGUGCCCACUCUUCCUCAAGGCCUCUCUGCACCUGCAUGUGUCUUCUGUCCAAUCAGAUGAGCUCCUGCACAGUAAACACUCCCACCCCCUGGACUCCAAUCACACCUCCGAUGUGCUCAGAUUUGUUCUCGAGCAAUACAACGCCCUCUCCUGGCUGACGUGCGACCCUGCGACCCAGGACCGACGCUCCUGUCUGCCCGUUCACUUUGUGGUGCUCACCCAGAUGUACAACUUCAUCAAGAACAUGCUCUGAACUCUAACGGGAUCAAACUGCUGAGAUGUGAUUGGAUGGCUCGCUCAGUCGAAUCUUGGAUUACCUGCUAUGAAGGAUCCCCGAUUCCAUCAGGGCGAAUGUGGAGGGAUCAUGAAAGUGCUUCUUCAUCCACAUCCUCCUCCCCCGGUGUGUCUCACACAACACCGACGGACUGACUGCAAAGUCGCCAAUCAAUCUAUCAAUCAGAUGCCAAGAAUCCAUUUUAGCAUUUUGGAAGAUCACGGGACAUUUCAUAAAAGGAGAAUAAAUUGUCUUUUUAUUGACUGUAGAUUGCAAUCUAUGAAAUUUUAUCUUAAUGAAAUGCCUGCAUAUAUUAUUUAUUGUAAGUUUUUAAAUGUGGAAUUUUUAAUGCUUAAUAUCUUUUAUAUAUUACAAAUCCUAGAGGUUGUGUACAUCUCACUGUAAAGGAAUUGGUUUAAAAAGUGUAAUUGUCUCAAUUACAUCAUGGAAAAACCUGUUCAGGUGAAUUUGCUGUAGAUUGCUUUUAGAAUAUUAUUUUUUCAAAGGGUACAGACCUUUUUAUUGCCAUGCUGUAAAAAUGAAGAAAAAGCUGGCCUGGGCAUUUGUGUCCCACCCAAUGAGUGGAUGAGACUUACCUCUCUCUCUGCUUUGGCUCCAGAGUCUCUCGCACAGUAACUCAAUGAGCUCUGAAGAGGAAUUAAAAGGUACAUUGUCAGAUUAUAUAUUUUAUAUAACAGAUUUAGGUAAUUGUGUGUGUAUAUGUGUACAUAUCAUUGUGUGCCGCUACUGAUGGUGCAGCUUCUGUUUUAGGAAUAAAGUGCGUCUACAUUAUG